Drosophila montana is the source of this 1658-nucleotide messenger RNA. It is a transcript of the gene Kebab, whose product is annotated as Kinetochore and EB1 associated basic protein. Lineage: Eukaryota; Metazoa; Arthropoda; Insecta; Diptera; Drosophilidae. The transcript is spliced from 3 exons. The record is from RefSeq and is a predicted model, not a curated record. The coding region runs from base 165 to 1469 and encodes 434 amino acids.
AUCGAAUAUAUAUUUGAAUAUCUGGCAACGCUGCAUGCUGCAUGCCCGGUGCGUCCAAAAAUUAUUUAGCGUCACAGAAGAACGCUGAUUGAUGCAAUAUAAAUUAUAAAAGUGCUGACAUUUAAGCAACUUGAACGAAUUCAGAAAAAAAUUAUUAAUAAGUGAUGGAGGCCGCCAGUCCCAACAUUUAUUUACGGUGUCCCACAGAACCCCGCACCACUAAGCAACUCUUGGAGUCACCGUUGCACACGAAGCAACUGCCGAGUUCCACAUCCAAGAAAAGGCAACUAAAGAGGCCUCUUCCUGCGCCAACAAUAAAUGUUACAAAAUGCGCUAAUUUAAUGGGCCCUAUGUCCAACACCCUUUAUUCAGAGCCUCGACGCACAAAGGAAUUAUUGCAGUCGCCAAUACACACGAACGUUCGUUCGGCAUCCGCCUCCAAAUAUCCCGUGACAUCUGUGUCGAAACCGACAGAGUUUGUGAUGCCUCACAAGGAGAAUGGUCGCCUACCUAGGCGUAAGUUAGACUUUAACAAAGACGCCAUGAAGAAAAUAGAAGAUCGCAUUUUGGCCUAUGUCAAGCAAAUAACUGCUUUUAAUUCGAUCUCACAGCGGGGCAUUCAAAAAAUGAACGUGAACGAGCUUGUGCGCAUUCUCAGCCAUUUGCUGGCAUUUACUGGCGUUCGGCUGAAGCCAUUGGAUAAAGAAAAUUACAUUGAGCAGACGAUUCAUGCGAUGCAGCUGCUAAAAUAUCCACACAAAAUAAACAAAUCUUUUUUACUGGUGCCCAGCGCUUCUGCGCACCAUUUGAUGCUGAUAUUGGAUUUUCUAUUGGACUUUGCACCGAUGGGGAAUGAAGUUUUCAUGUGCGAUUUUGAUUUUCGUAAGAACACACAGAUUACAAGCGAUACUCAGGAUGAAUUAUCCAGCGCCAAGGACAUUGCUACUCUGCAGCAGGAUCUACAGAAUACGGAAAUGGAAUUGGCCGAACAGGUACAACUGACUAAUUCAAUAGAGAAUCAGCUACGCCUCGUGUUCGAGGAAGAAGCCGGCCUGCAAAGGCAGCUUGAAUUACACCAGCAACAGCUUUAUGCGCUGAGUCAGCAGUCUUCGCAGCUUGAUCAGGGAAUGGGUUGUAUGUGCAUUGAAAUAUGGCGAAGAAACAAUUGCAAAAAAGAACUGCAAAACUGCUUGUGUCAACAAAAAAGCGGCUACCAAGCCUACGCCCAUAUAUUAGAUGUUUACAACAAUUCACUGCGAGACCAUUGUACUCAACUUGAGGAGCAUGCUGAGCGGACCCGCAAGCGUCUCAAAAAUAAUAUAGAGGCUUUCAAUGUACUCAUGCGCGAUUUGUGCUUACCUAAUCUUCAGGGAGAUGAUAUUCAGAGCUCGUUGGAACUGCCUCUUUCACCGACCCUAACUGAAAUACAAGAGCGGCAACUUAAACUUAAACAGCUACAAUGGAAUUGAAAGCGCAGGACACAAGAGAACUCAUUUCGGAUAAAUAGCUGCACGUGUGGGGUGCUCCUUCAGGGCGUGUGUAAACUUGUGCGCAACACAGGGACCUGGGACUCCGGGAUCGAAUUAACAGGCACCGCACCUGAAGCAACGAUUCCAUCAGGGCAGGCCACCUGCUCUGGCAACAGCCCAUCCGUCGCC